CUCUUGUCACGGUUGCGGAAGCUCCUCGCUCUCUCGCCCUGAACGUGGUGACCGAGGGCGGCUGUAGGGAUCCGACCACUUUGUGAAACUUUCGGGGUCGGCACAAAGCAGCGAUGGCGGCGUCGAAGAGUGGUCCGGGCCUCCGCGCCCAGCCGAACUUGUCUCUAGACCCCAACAUGCAGGAGGAGUUUCAACGGAAACUGCACGGCAUGAAGAAGGUCGAAAAGCUGACACCAGGUGUAAUUUACUUGGGCCAUAUUCCCAAAGGAUUCUUUGAACCCGCAAUCGAGAAAUACUUCUCCCAGUUUGGAACUGUUUUAAGAGUUCGACUUUCACGCAGCAAAAAGACUGGAAACAGCAAAGGAUAUGCUUUUGUGGAGUUUGCAUGUGAGGAAGUUGCCAAAAUCGUUGCAGAAACAAUGAACAACUAUUUAUUUAAUGAAAGGCUCUUAAAAUGUCAGGUUCUUCCACCAGAAAAAGUACAUGCACAACUUUUUGAAGGUAGCCAUACAUCUUUUAAUAAGCCGAGGUUCCCGGCUGUUGCUCGCUACAACAAGAAAAGAACACCAGAGCAAGAAAGUGUGAUGUCCAAGAGACUCCUUGCAAAAGAAAGGCAGUUACGGAAAAGGCUUGCUGAGAAAGGAAUUGACUAUGACUUUCCUGGUUUUGCUGCAGUGUUGCCUCAAAUGAAAAAGCAAGUGUGCACAGAAAUGAAUGACACAGUAAAUAGCCAGGAUGUGACUCCUGUCUGCACACCAACUACUCUAAAACAACGGCAAUCUUUAAAGACACUUGAUGAUACAGAUGAUGAAAUCACAUUCAAGAUACAGCCUGCUGAAAGGACUGCCAAAAAAGAGCAAAUCGACUGAAAAAGUGCAUAAAACGAACAAGUUAAAGAAAACAAAAAGAAAAACUCGUGCCAAGUGAAGUUUGAACAAUUUUAAAAUGAGGAAUCGGAAAAGACACAUUGGUUACCUUUGCAGGAAGUUAGGAUCUACCGCUCAUUGCUAUGUAUUGUUGUGAAGAGUGCUACCGAAGUGAUGUUUUAAUUAAUUGUUUGGUGCAAGUUUUACAUGGAGUAUGAACAAAUAUAUUUAGGAUGCCCUGAUAACUGCUUGUAUUAAAGCUGGAAAGUUCUGCAAUUCAACAAGUCAUUCUUAUUUCCCCAAAAAUAUUCACAAAGCUUAAAUACUUUUGUGCAGUAAUAAUUUUUUUUAAAAUGUCAGUUUAGAAUGUGGCAUUCUAGCCAAAAAUUUAUUUUAAUUAAUUUAAUUUCCAGUUUUGAAUAAACAUCUUUGCUCAAAAUAGGUGUUUGAAAGUUAAGUUGUUUUAUUUUAAAUUAAGACUUGUGUGAUAAAUAUUGAAAGCUAAGUUAGAAAUCAAUAAAAAGGCAUGAAAUACAGAGAGGUUGCAGUAUGUAUUAAAUCAAUUAGCAGAUGGAAAGAAAAAUAUCGCACAAUGCCCUUAUCGACAUACAAGAAGAGGCAACAAGUAAAUGCUGUGCUUAAAAGAAACCAGAUUUAUCUGCUUUGUUUCUUCAGCCUGAAUAUCUAAAGAAAAAUUGGUAUCUACUGACAUUUUGGUAUUGCUAAGAUUACAUAAUAUCAUUGUCAUGAACAGCAGAUUUGGUUAUUGGACACCAUCUUUGUAUCUUAUGAAAUUCAAGGAGAAAGUGAGAACUGCAGAUGCUGGAGAUCAGAGCUGAAAAUGUGUUGCUGGAAAAGCGCAG
Messenger RNA from Hemiscyllium ocellatum (epaulette shark), 1729 nucleotides. It is a transcript of the gene nifk, whose product is annotated as nucleolar protein interacting with the FHA domain of MKI67. The coding region runs from base 114 to 869 and encodes 251 amino acids. Gene Ontology annotation, biological process: maturation of LSU-rRNA from tricistronic rRNA transcript (SSU-rRNA, 5.8S rRNA, LSU-rRNA). The record is from RefSeq and is a predicted model, not a curated record. Gene Ontology annotation, cellular component: nucleolus. Gene Ontology annotation, molecular function: RNA binding. The transcript has 6 exons. NCBI's taxonomy places the organism in Eukaryota, Metazoa, Chordata, Chondrichthyes, Orectolobiformes, Hemiscylliidae.